UUAAAUAUUCGUAUUUAAAUAUAUUGUUGAAAAUAAUUUUCAACUAAUUCUAAAUUAUAUUUUAAAAUGUUAAUAUCCAGAUGUGGACUUCGAAUAUUAAGUAAGUUGGGAUAUCAUACUAAAAGUUUAGUUGAAGGAUCAAAAUACUCUACUUCAUUAAAACUGUGUGUACCAGUAACUAGUGCAAAUCGUUAUUAUUGUAUUAAACCAAAAGAUCCUUCCGAUACAUUAAAUCAUGAACCAAGUACACCAAAACCAUUUGAUGAUAUAGAUUAUGAUUCAAUUACUGGAGGUGAUGAAGAAACAUUGUCAAAAUUAAAGCGUCUAAUCUUAGAGAUUGAUUUACUGUAUGAGAGUGGAGAACAAAUACCAAGCCGCCUCAGAGUAGAUCAAUGGCAAAGCUUACUACAAUUAAGUAGCAGGUCAUCACGAAUGAAACACUUAARAUACUUGUUUUUGAUUGAAAAAAAAAAAGAAAACCGUAUUGUGCGCAAAUUAGAAAAAAGAGCUGAACGCUUAGAGCGAUAUGAAAAUGAACCAAAAAAUAAUCACAUUGAGUACGGAUUAUUGAGAAAUAGUAUGUUUCAUAGAAUUUAUGAAAAGCAAAUGAAUUCUCUUUAUAAUUACCGUUUAUGUGAAGCUAUGUUGUAUGGACAAGACAUAUUAAUUGAUUGUAGUUAUGAUGGGCACAUGUCUCUGAAGGAACAAACAAAUUGUGCUAAACAAUUACUGUUAAUGUGGUCCUACAAUCGUACCCAUAAAGAUCCUUUUAAUAUUAUAUUUUGUAAUGUUGAUAGAGAAGGUACAGUAUUCAAAUGUUUAUCUAAAACAAUACCAACUAUUGAUGACCCUACGUUCCCUUUAAAUUAUACCAAAAAAAGUUACUUAGAUCUUUAUCCAAGAGAGAAGCUUGUGUAUUUGACUCCUCAUUGUAAUGAAGAACUUAAAGAAUACAAUCAUGAUGAUGUAUAUAUAAUUGGUGCAAUGGUUGAUAAGAUGAAAGUUGAGCCUUUAUCAUUAGCUAAGGGGAAACGAGAUAAAAUAAGAAUGGCCAAAUUASCACUUGAUUUAUAUUUAGAUUGGAAACAAGGAACCAAAAAUUUAACUAUUAAUCAAAUGAUUAUGAUUAUGGCAGACUUAAAAAUUGACAAUAAUUGGGUGAAUGCUUUAAAACAUAUACCAAGAAGAAAACUUUUAGAUGUUAAUGCUUACCAAAGAGGACUUAUUGGAAGUGACCACAAAAUAUCAGCAAAGCGAAUUAGAGAAGAUUUUAGAAGAAAUUCUGUGUAUAAUUUAUUAAUUAAAAAGUAGUUGUAAGUUAUAAAAUAAUCUAAUUAAUAUGAAAUAGAUGAAUUUAA
Messenger RNA from Diuraphis noxia (Russian wheat aphid), 1358 nucleotides. RefSeq names its product tRNA methyltransferase roswell (gene rswl). Gene Ontology annotation, biological process: positive regulation of mitochondrial translation; mitochondrial tRNA 5'-end processing. Gene Ontology annotation, molecular function: tRNA binding. The record is from RefSeq and is a predicted model, not a curated record. Lineage: Eukaryota; Metazoa; Arthropoda; Insecta; Hemiptera; Aphididae. Gene Ontology annotation, cellular component: nucleoplasm; mitochondrion; nucleus.